AAGGAUUUCUAUGUAACCAUUGGUUAGAUAUUACAUCGAAGAAAAUUUAGGUUGGACCAAAAGAAUCGAAGCCAUUUCGUUUCUUUCGUACAAGUGCUUAUUAUUGUAAUUUCACGUUACAAGUUACAGUGUAGAUUGAUGUUGUGGUAUAUUUUACUCCGAAAAUGUGUAUGUGAUAAAGUGAUCGUAAUGUCGUCGCCAUAGUUGGUGCUCGUUUGGUCCACGAAGUCAUAGCUGGUGUUGUUGGUAAUGUUUUGAGAUGGCUCAAUUCUACCAGAUAGUUGGGCAGGGCCAUUCACUAACUUUAGAAGAUCUUCAAAGAUACUGUCCUAAUUUAUGUUUAGAUAGUAUUAUUGUAAACCAAGAUGACCAACAAUAUGGACAACAGCAGGUUGUUGUACAACAAGCGGAUCCACCGAAUGACAUUUUAGUAAGAGAUGGAAUACAGCCGCAGUUGGUAGUGGGGGAAGGGUUGCAGUACCAACAACAAUACAUAAUUCGCCAUGACCCACCACCGCCUCCACCUCGUAAUGACUUUCAACAACAGCAACAGCAGCAGCAGCAACAGCAACAGAGGCAUCAGGUUUUCUACACCUCUCUGAACUCUGACCUACCUGUGGACGCACAGGUAGUGUUGCAACAGGCUCAACAAAUCAUUGAUGCAUCUUUGAUGCAACAGUCACCUUCACAACGUCCCCAACAUUUGAUGAAUCCGGCACACGUUUUAUCACAGCCUACCGUGAUACAUCCCGGCCAGCCGCCCCCGCCACAACCCCCGCCUCCCGCGCCCCCCGUCCAACAUGGCGCCCAGCAAAAUCAACCACAGCAGCAACAGCAGUUAUCGAGGGCGACGCCGCAGGUGCUGCAGCAGAUCCACCUGCAACAGUUGCAGCAGCAACAGCAACAACAACAGCUGCAACAACAACACCUACAACAACAGCAGUUGCAGCAUCAACUCCAACAGCAACAACACCAGCAGCAUUUACAAACACAACAAAUACAAGCUCAACAAAUCCAAACACAACAAAUUCAAUCGCAACAGAUUCAACCUCAACAAAUCCAGCAUCAAGUUGUGAUGCAAGCCUAUAUAAAUCAACCUAAUACACCAAACAGGCAGGCUCCGCCGCGCCUUCUCAAUCAAGCUCUAAAUAGUCCAGCCGGCUUGCUAGUACGUACUCCGGUACGGACUAUCAGACCCCGGAGACAAGCUCUGCGCUCACCUAUGGCCACGCCCCCUCUGCAAGUAAAUGCCCGCCUCUUAAAUCCACAACACCAACAGCAGGCCGUGGGCGGUAACGUAGUACGUACGCCAGUGGCGCGCGUGCCCCGCCCCCCGCGCGCGAACUCCCCGCGCGUCAUCAACUCGCACGCCGCGCAGCAGCCGCGGCAGGCCCGACCGAGGACGCCUUUGCUGCAGACGCCAACUCUUCAAGCUAACCAACAACUUCAACAACAACAGCAACAAUUACAGCAACAGCAGCAGCAGCAGCAACAACAGCAGCAAUUACCACACUUGUUAAACCAGCCUGUACACUCACCUCAAAUUCACCAGUUAAAACUAGCCACGCAACAACAGCCAAUCCUAAUAAAUCAAAGCCAAUCGAUUUCUCAACAAUCUACACGAAUAAUCACGCCUCAGGGUACCAUCGUUACACAGAACAUACAACAGGCAAUGCCUCCUUUAAUGCAGAACAACCAGAGUAACGGACCCCAGCAACAGCAAAUGGCAACAACACCGCAGAGAGCCUCGCCCCACCCUCAACAAAUACAACAAGUGAAGAAAGUUGUUGUGCAACCCAACAACGCAAGUGAUAUGGAUCUCGAAGAAAGUAUUACCGCGGCCAUUGUACAGAAAUCCAAUCCUAUAAACGAGAAUGUAGCUAAUCCCCAGCAGUUUCAAUCGCCGCCGCCUCAGCAAAUAAGACAACCCCAUCCGCCCGGCCUAACCACGAUAUCCCAUAACGCACAGCAGCACCAUCAGAUGAACUUCGGUCAGCACAGUUUUCAACAGCAGAUUCCGUACGAGCAAAUAGUUCAACAGCAGCAGCAGCAGCCGCAAACGAUCAGCCAGCUUUUAAUGGAACCGGAAGGUCCGGAUGAGGAGCACCAGAUUGUAACACUAUCCAACGGUCAGAGGCUAUCGCUGGCGGAGUAUAGACGGAUACACCAGUCGCGAGUACUCGCUCAAAAGCCGCAGCAACAAAUGCAACAUCAACAAAUGCAACAGCAGCAAAGGGAUGGCGGAAGACAGACUUUAGUGAGAAGUAAAGAACAGCAGCGACCAGUUCAAAAAGUUUCACCAUUACAAAACGCGCAUGUACCACACACAGAAAAUAGUGAAAUGGGAGGACCAUCAGCUGAGCCAACCCCUGAACCACAAUCUGCAAAAAUGUUAAUUUUCUUACAAAACGGAGAACAGAGACUAAUUACGUUUACAUUACCCAAAGAAAGUUGUACCCUUCAAGAAGUAUUAGAACAGGUUAAUGUUCCUUUUGACAAAGACACAAAUAUUCAAUGUAUGCAGAAUACAAAUAGCGAAAUUGAUUACUUCGUGUCAGUAGGCUCCACUACAAGAAUAGAAGAAAUGUUAGAAAAUCAUCCGAUGUUAGUGGGUGAAAUCAAUAGUAGUAGUUCUCCAAAUGUAAUGUCACAGUCUCAAAGUAGUGAUAUGUCUGCAACCCCCGAAAAAAGACCAUGUCCAGAAAAUGCUAACCACAGCCCCGAGUCACCCCGAUCUCCCCCGCCGCGCUACGUGGAGGGUAUGCUGGCUCUGUGCAAGACAUGUGGCUACACGGGGCUGGACUUCAACCGCUGCCAAAGAUGUAAACGAAUUUUCUCUGAGGAACCUAAAAGUGUACCAAUAGCAAGUAAAAAAGUGGAACAGAAGAAAAAAGAACCAGAAAAAAGUAUUAACUCCUGUGGAGACACAAUUAAAUUAAAUUUACUUAAACCUACAUUAAAAGCGCUCAAUAGUAAAAAUGCUGCACAAGACAAGAAGCCGGCUAGGACGAGAAAACCUCGAGGGAAGCAGCCCGAUCCUGAGCCUGUUAUACUGACACUGAGUUCUGAUGAAGAGGACUCCAACAGUUCUAUGAUUAGCAAUCAGCAUGAAUCUGUGAACAUGAAGGAACCCUCACCCAGUGAAAUUGAAGGAGGGACUCCAGACAGUGGAAUUGGAAUUGAUCACUUAGAUGAUGAUACUCGAGAGGAUUUCGUACAAAGUGUACAAGGCGUCAUUACAACUUUUAACUGUAGGACCAUACGUAUUGGAUCCUACAGGUAUUCGCCUAAAGAAAAGGUAUGCAUAUCAUCGAAGGGAAUUAAAAUUGUGGCACCCACAUUAAAAAAUGAAUCACGGGAGGUGGCCCUUCAGAUACCAUUGAAAGAAAUUGUAAAGGUAUUAGUGCACUUCCAGAAGAGUUUACCUGUGAUUUUCUUGUACACAAUGAGUAAAUGUGGCGCCUAUAUAAGAAAGUCUUUAGAAAUGACGGAUGAAAGUGGCCCAUACUAUGAUCCAAUGUCUAAGGUUGAUCCUUUUAAAAGAAUUACUCUAUUACCUGAAUAUAUAUCAGAGGAAGUCAGAGCUACCCUUAAAGCAUUGUUCGGGACUAAAGUAAUGGAUGAACUAAACACAAGAGAAGCGAAUGAAAUCCUUGUCCGUACAUGUCCAAAGGAGAGUAAUAAUGUCGCGAGACUUACAACAAGAUCAAUGAGUGCUUCUUCAGUUUCUGGUGCUAAAAGUUCAAAUCCCGCAGAAAUUAGACAAAUUUUAAUAUAUCCACCUGGUAAAGGGGGUAUUCCAAUAAAUACAGAAGACUACAUGUGCCUAGCUCAAGAUCAAUUUUUAAAUGAUGUUAUAAUAGAUUUUUAUUUAAAAUACUUAGUUCACGAUAUUUUAACCCAUACUCAGAGAGAAAAGACUCAUAUAUUUAGUACAUUCUUUUAUAAAAGGCUAACAACAAAACCUAGCAAAGUCAAUAGAAGUUCAAAUCCCCAUGAAUGGGACAGCAGUUUGACACCAGCACAAAAACGGCACGCUAGAGUGAAAACCUGGACAAAGAAUGUAAACAUCUUUGACAAAGAUUUUAUUGUGGUUCCUAUCAAUGAAAAUUGCCACUGGUUCGUAGCGAUCAUCUGCUAUCCCAGUCUAGAUGGCUGUAAAAGCAUGAUCGACAACAGAACUGUAACACCACAGGCAGUAAAAAGGAGAGAACGGAGAAAUUCAAUGCAAAUUGGCAGCACAACAAUAACACCAUUAACAAAACAGGAGCAACUGACAUUAAACUGUGACUCAGACAAUCUCAGUGAAAGAGAUGAAGCUGAGGCAGAGGAAAGUGACUUAGAUAUGCAAUGUGACUCAGAUGAGGAUGAAACAGAGAAAACUCCAGAGAAAAAGCCAGAAGUGCCUCCGAAGAAAAGUACAGAACCCAUAAAACAGCCUUGCAUCCUUAUAUUUGACUCGUUAGCCGGUGCAUCCAGAUCUAGAGUGGUGGCAACAUUGAGAGAUUACCUCACAUGCGAAUAUCAAGCUAAGAUCUGUAAAAGUAAGAUUUUCAAUAAGGACAAUAUCAAAGGGAGCUGCCCGAAAAUACCGCAACAAAAUAACUUUACUGAUUGUGGAUUGUAUUUGUUACAAUAUGUUGAGCACUUUUUUAAGGAUCCUAUUUUGGAUUACAAUCUUCCAAUAAAACAGUUGGCAAAUUGGUUUGAAGAAAUUGUGGUUACAAGAAAACGUGAAGAGAUAUCAAAUCUGCUUAAAUUAUUAAUGAACAAAUACAAUGCUGACUCGCAUUUAGCUUUGCCUGACAUUACAUUCCCCACCUUAAAUGGAAAGUUGAUAGAUCCAGAAGAGCAGGAGGACAACUCAGAUGGUGACAAAGGAGGUUCCAGUAAAAAAGACGGAAAAGAAUCGGAAGCUCCUACUGUCACCUACAUAAAACAAAUGGCCAGUGGGGACAUACUAGUGAAAAGAAAUUUUGUUGACUCCUCCGACACAAUACAUUUAAGAAAAACGAUAAGACUUUCUAGUGAUUCAGAAAAUAGAUCUUUGGUUAACAUAAGGCAAGAAUAUAUUAAAAAGGGUGAUAACGAAAAUCAAAUACUUAUACCUAUUAAAUUGCACACUAGUGAUUUCGUUAAAGACAUUCAAAAUACAUUACUAGUUAGUAAGAAUAAGACUGUAAGUGACAAAAAACAUGGUGUACAUAAUCAAAAUGUAUCCAGUGUGAACUGCAUUCGGCAGAAUGUUGGUGAUAGUGACAGUAAUAGUUCAUUUCUAAAGGGAAGAAGAAUAAAGAUGGAAGAUGUGACAGAAUCGAGUAAAAAGUUUAAAAGAAAUGAAUGUUAAGACUUUCCUGCCUGUUUUACCUGUUAUAUUAAAUUAUUUUUAAUUUAAUAAAUUGUAUAGUUCAAGGACUUGUAAAUAUUAGUAACUACAUGUAUUUAAUACUGUAUCUAUUUUAUAAUGAUAAUGUAAAAAUAUUAGUUUGUAAUUGUGUAUUAUAUAGCUUCCAUGGAAUAUAAAGCAUUAAGUUACUAGCUAUUUGACUUUUUGUUAUAAUAUUGAACCCAUAGAA
Molecule: messenger RNA, 5576 nt
Organism: Aricia agestis (brown argus)
Lineage: Eukaryota; Metazoa; Arthropoda; Insecta; Lepidoptera; Lycaenidae
Exons: 29
Coding region: 260-5347 (1695 amino acids)
Biological process (GO): protein desumoylation
Cellular component (GO): cytoplasm; nucleus
Molecular function (GO): SUMO-specific endopeptidase activity
Source: RefSeq, a predicted model, not a curated record